GUAUAUUGGUUAUCCUAAACACCCUGAAGAUGAUCAAUUUGGAAUAUAACAUGAUGAGUGGAGGAGAACCCAUAGAUCAGUACAAGUCCGUUUAUGUGAGUAUCGCUAGGGGAGUUAUUAUGCUGUACAGCUUGUGUUCUUCCAUUUAUUUUUACUUUGUGCAUAUUCAGCUGAACACUGUGAAAAAGAGAAAUAUUAUUGCAAAGGAUGAGAUGGAAAGGAUUCUUGUGAAUGACUUGAAAUGCAAAAAGUACCAAAUUUUCGGUGCAGAGAUGGGAAGCAAUUUGCAAGAGACGGACAUAAGUACGAUGAAUAAUGAUUCGAUACCACCUGAUGGUAAAAGUACUCUCAAUUGGAACCAGUCCUACAAUAGGCUAAGCGACUCGGAUGAUGUGUUCAAAAGCACGAAGAAGAAAAAGAGCUGGUGCAAGAGGAAGGUCGCUCAGAUGGGCAACGCAUUUAUCGAGAAGAACGUGAAGGAGGCCCUCCUCAAGAAGAACAAGAACUACCUCCCGGAUAAGAAGAUGCAAGGCGGGAAUGGUAGUGCUGGCGGUAGUGCUGGUGGUAGUGGUGGCGGUAGUGCUAACGGCGGAGGCAGUGGUGGGAACAAUGGCGCCUCUUCUUCCUCCCCCUCUGCCAAAUCCAACUCGAACAUAAGCUUCCUGGAGGACAAGCUAACGUACAAAGAAUUCAGUAACAUUCUACUGCCCUACAUGUGGCCCAGCAGGAGAGUAGACCAAAAAGGAAACAGCCUAAUUCUACGCACAUACGUUGUUAUUAUAUUCCUGUUGAUUAUCCUAUCAAAGGUAUUCAGUGUGAUCUGCCCAAUAUACCUAGGACUAGCCUCCAACGAAGUGUUGAAAAAAGACAUGAAGAAUUCCGUAUUUUAUCUCACCAUGUAUGUAACCUUUUUUUUCAUCUCCAAAUUUUUAAAAGAGAUGUGUGGGAUUUUAUAUUCACAAAUACAGCAAUCAGCUUUUAUCGAAUUACAAGAAUCGAUUUUUCAGAAAUUUCACAACUUGUCAUAUGAAUGGUUCUCCACGAAGAAUGCAGGUGGGAUAAUGAGGAUUGUAGAUAGAGGUACCGAAAGUGCAAAUAGCUUGAUGAACUCAUUACUGAUGUAUAUCAUUCCAGCUACCAUAGAAGGUAUUGUUACUUGUAUCAUUUUUGUAAUUAAAUAUAAAAAUAGCGUUUUGGGGAGUGUCCUCUACCUGGGACUUACUCUCUAUAUAUAUGCUACUAUUAAAAUAACAAAGUGGAGAAAGAAGAUAAGAAGUAAGGCGAAUAAAAUGGAUAACGUCUACCAUGACAUUGCUCAUGAUUCUUUAAGUAAUUAUGAAAAUGUAAAAUAUUUCAGUAAUGAAAAUUACGAAAUUAAGAGGUUCUGUAGUGCAUUAUCGAACUAUAAUAGAUAUAAUAUGAAGAUCCUGAACAGUUUGGGUGUACUUAAUAGUAUACAGCAGUUCAUCCUAAACGCCACUUUAUUUUUCACUCUUUUCUGUGUAAUUCGUAUGAUUGUAAAUGAUGGAGCUGAUAGUGGUACCUUCAUCAGUGUGGUAGUAUACACAUCCAAUGUGUUUGCCCCGUUAACCAUUCUAGGAACUCUCUAUGCAAAUAUAGUAAAAUCUUUUACAGAUAUAAGUGAUUUGACAGACAUUUUGAGAGAAAAGGUAGACAUACCAGAGGACUCCGACUUAGAAGCGUUCACCCUGACCUCACAUGAAAAAAAAUUUGGAGUCAGUAUUCAAUUUGUUGAUGUUAAUUUUCACUACCCAUCUCAACCUUUGCAUAUGGCACUGAAGGAUGUUAACAUAUAUAUACAGCCGGGUACUACUUGUGCUAUUGUUGGUCAUACUGGUUCAGGAAAAACGACAAUUUCGAAACUACUUUACCGAUUUUACGAUGCAGAGGGAGAAAUAAAAAUUGGAGGAAGGAAUGUAUCAGAGUAUACAAGAAAUUCUAUUAGAAAUAUCAUCGGAAUAGUCCCUCAGGAUACUAUCCUUUUUAACGAGACGAUACGUUAUAACAUACUUUAUGGAAAGCUAGACGCAACAGAGGAACAGUUAAUUGAUGCUGUCAAGUCUGCUCAGUUGUACGAUUUUAUUAUGUCUCUUCCGAAGAAAUGGGAUACUGUUGUUGGAGACAAGGGGGUCAAACUGUCUGGUGGUGAGAGACAAAGGAUCGCCAUAGCUAGAUGCUUACUGAAAGAUCCAAAAAUUGUUAUUUUUGAUGAAGCUACUAGCUCAUUGGACUCAAAAACGGAAUUUUUGUUUCAAAAAGCUGUAGAAGAUUUAAGAAAAAACAGAACCCUAAUUAUAAUUGCACAUAGACUUAGUACCAUUUCCUCCGCAGAGUUAAUUAUUCUGUUAAAUAAAGGUAGAAUUGUGGAGAGAGGAACCCAUCAGCAUUUGCUCAAAUUGAAUGGAGAGUACACGGAGAUGUGGAAUAUGCAAUCUAGAUCGAAUGACCUUUUUACGGAUGAUAAUUUUUCAAAUGAUGACAAUAGGAGUGCUCCUGCGUUGACUAGACAGGGGGGAGACACGUCUGAGCUUGGACCCGAUGGGUUGAAAACAGGCGUCGGUCGUGUUGGCAAGGCUAGCAGUGCAAGGAGUGCCUUCUCAGGUAGUGGCGAACAGGAGGAUAACUACGGCCGCCGCAAGAAGGGAGGUGGGCAUCUCGACAUGCACAGCAUUGUGAAGGAAGCCGCGAGGAGCGCCGUCAGGGCCGGCCGUGCCAGCAUGGCGAGAGGUAAUGAAGCCAGCGGCAGUAAAGCCAGCGGUAGUAGAGCCAGCAGCAGAAAAGCCAGCAGCAGAAAAGGCAGCAGCAGAAAAGCCAGCAGCAGCUGCAGCAACGCGGCUGGAAGUGUGACCAAUGCCAGAGCCAGCGAUGUCAACAGAGUCGGCAGCAUGAACAACAUGAGCGGCAUCGCCAAUGUGAGCGACUUCGCCAGCGGCAGGAGCAUCUUCAGCCCAAGCAACCAAAACGUGAACAGCGUCUAUGGAGGCGCUAACGAAAACUAUAGCACCAUUUACGAGGCCAAGAAGGAGAACGAUGUCAGUAUUUUUAAGGGUAGCGACGCCAGCAACGAUACUGUGCAUAGCAGCUGUGGCGACGGCAGCAUGAGGAGUGGAGGCGCGCAGGGUGGAAGUGCGCCGGGUGGAAGCGUUCGAGGUGGAAGUGUGCAGAGUGGCAGGCAAAGUGAUCGAGGAAGUGCGCAGAGUGGAAGGCAGAGUGACCGUGGAAGCGUGCACAGCGGAAGGCAAAGUGAUCGAGGAAGCGUGCACAGCGGAAGGCAAAGUGACCGUGGAAGCGUGCACAGCGGAAGGCAGAGUGACGCCGCCUCCAGCAUCAAGGUGAACGACCCCGAGCACGUAAGGAACGAAUUGGGCAGUGUGCGAAGCAGCAACGGGCAUGUCGAUGAGGCCAACAUCGCCGUUGGAGAAGCGAGCGCAGAACACGUUAGCGAAGAACACGCUAGCGCAGAACGCGCGAGCGUCGGAGUCAGCGGUGAGCAUGUCAGCGUCGGCGCGGGCAGUAGCGAAAACAGUGUCAUAGAUGGCGGAGAGCAUAUAACCAUGGAGCCAGUCAGCAGCGAGCAAAUAACGGUUGGCAGGGAAGAGCAGAAUAGUGCGCUUGACAGCAGUGCGUAUAGCGGGCUGGACAGCGGCAACACCCCAUUGGAUAACGACACCAAUCCUAACAGCUACAAUAGUAGCAGCACGAACAACGAGCUUGACAUACGUGGAGAAGACAACAAUAUUAACAAUGACGCGAAUACCUUUAGUGGAAGUGGAAGCAACGGCAACAACAUCAGCACGAACGAUUUGGACAACCAAGACUACAGCAGUGGCUUCCAGGUCGACUACCAAGUGGACGUAAGCGAACCGAGUAACAUACACGAGCAAGAAAACGUAUACGACAGGACAACGGCGAAUGAACAGGUGAACGUGAACCACUCGACGAUUGCUAACGACCCGACGAUUGCUAACGACCCGACGAUUGCUAACGACCCGACGAUUGCUAACGACCCGACGACUGCGAACGACCCGACGACUGCGAACGACCCGACGACUGCUAACGAGCACUCCGUCAGUUACGAUUACAAUGCCGCCGCGCUGGACCAUGACUAUAGUUACGACAACGGGGCUGACGACGAUGAUUAUUGA
Molecule: messenger RNA, 4166 nt
Organism: Plasmodium cynomolgi strain B
Lineage: Eukaryota; Apicomplexa; Aconoidasida; Haemosporida; Plasmodiidae
Product: multidrug resistance protein 2
Exons: 1
Biological process (GO): transmembrane transport
Cellular component (GO): membrane
Molecular function (GO): ATP hydrolysis activity; ATP binding; ABC-type transporter activity
Source: RefSeq, a predicted model, not a curated record